AUGGGGCGGGGCGAGGGCGCGGACCGCGACGCGCCCGGCAUGGGCUUCGACCUCCACAAGCUCAACAAGUUCGCCAAGGGCCAGGUGCUGGACCCCCUCGUCGAGGAGGAGAAGCGCCUGGCGCAGAACCUGCGGGAGGGCCUGAGCACGCUCCUCGACAUGCACAACCCGGCGGAGCUCGGGUCGCUCUGCGGCGCCCUGGGCCUCGUCGAGGAGUGCGAGUUCGGCACGCACGGGGAGAAGAAGGCGGGCGUCAUGCGGCGCGUCGCGCUGGAGGGCGCGCGGCACGGGUCCACGGAGAAGGCGCACAUGGACUGCCUGGCGAUGAUGUGGGACGGCAUCCUCUUCGAAUACCUGCGCGCCGAGGGCAUGCCCCUGCGGUCCGCGCGCAUCGACCCGCGCGUCUUCACGCUGCAGCUCUGGCGGAAGCGCGCGGCGUUCAACAGCGGCGGCAACGUCGUCUUCCGCCCCCACUACGUGCCGCGCCACAUCCGGCGGCGGGGCAAGGGCGCGCCGCGGGCCGCGGACCUCGAGGGCAUCCUGCGGGGCGUCGAGGCCAAGGAGCUCGCGGUGAAGCACGUCGAGAACAAGAUCCGCAAGGAGUCGGACUACCGCAACGUCAUCCGCUUCCUCGCCGACACGACGUCCCUGCACGAGUUCGAGCGCGACGCGCGCGACUACCUCAUGCACGAGCUCGAGGCCGCGCGCGACCGCAUCGACCACUACAACAUGAGCCUGGAGAUGACCGCGGAGCAGCUCGGCGAGCUCGAGCUCAAGCACGAGCGCUGCGCCGAGGUGUUGGUGUCGCAGAUCGCGCGCACGGAGGCGGAGCUCCACUUCUCCAUGGAGCUCAACGCCAUCGAGCCCGCGACGGAGGAGCAACAAAUCGUACGAGUCUUGCGCUACUUCCUCGCGACGCCGGGCCCCGGCGACGGGACGAUGACGCUCCGGGGCUGCCCCGUGGAGCUGCCGUCGCUGGACGAGGAUCUGGGCGAGGACCCGGAGGAGGACGAGUGGGACCCCUGGUUGGUUUCGGAGGAUUUCGGGACGGGAAAGCUCGGCGACGAGGAGGAGGAGGGCGAGCAGCAGUCCAACGAGGACGCGCCGGACCUCACGCCCGAGGAGCUCAAGCUCCAGGCCGAGGAGGAGGAGGAGCGGCGGGCUUUCGCGUUUUUCGUCGCGGAAGAAACGCGGAAAGCGAAACUCGAAAACGAGCGGCGGCGGUCCGUGCGGACGACGGUCGCCGUGCGCUGCCCCCUCGCCCACCAGCGCGAGCCCGCGGUGUUAGCGAAGAUGGCCUUCGACCGCCACGCGCGCGACGUCGCCUUCAUGCUCCGGCGCUGCGAGGCGUCCGAGGCCGCGUUCGCCGCGUCCUACGCGUGGUACGACGACCGCGAGGCGCACUGCGCGGCGCAGAUGGCGCGCGCGGCCCGCGCCGAGCGGCGCUGCCAGUUCCUCAACACGCAGAUCUCCAUGCUCAUCGACGCGGCCGCGCACGCGGCCGCGCAGCCCUUCUCGGAACUGAAUCUGUACCAGAACAUGGCGACGCGCGCGCUCACGGACGCCGCGGAGAGCGAGCGGAAGCGGCUCGCCGUCGCGCCGACGCUCGGCGCCAUGGUGCGCUCCGACGACGGCGUCGUCCAGGUCCUGGGCGCCGUCCUGUCCGUGGCGCUGGGGCUCCUCCCGAGCCGCGCGGCGGCGCUCGAGCAGAUGGAGGCCGCGACGAUGGCCCGCGAGGAGCUGUCCCAGCGGACCAUCUACGCGCUCACGGCGCCGACGCCCAAGGUGUCGGACAAGAAGAAGAAGGGCGGCAAGAAGGGCAAGAAGGGCGGCAAGAAGAAGGGCGGCAAGAAGGGCGGCAAGAAGAAGGGCGACAAGAAGGCCAAGGGCGGCGACAAGAAGCCCAAGGCCGCCGCCGCCGCCAAGAAGCCCGCCAAGGGCGGCGCGAAGAAGAAGAAGAAGAACGCGGGCCUGCGCAACGAGCCGCAGGUCGGCUGGAUGGCCAAGUUCGAGGGCCACGAGCACCUCGACAGCGUCGGGCGCCACGUGGGCGCGAGUGGCUUCCCGGGCACGUACACGGCGGCCUUCGGCAUGCUGCGGACGACGCCCUACACGGCCUACCUGGCGGCGCUCGGCGAGGAGCCCGACGGCAUCGUCGAAGUGGAGCUCGCGCCGCCGCCGCAGCGCCUGAGCUCGCGGGAGCAGGCGAACCCCUUCCUGCGGAACCGCGUGCAAAAGUCCAUGUUCUACGACGAGCCCAUCCACACGCGGGCCAUCCUCGCGCGCGUGCUCGACACGGCCGAGGCGCUCGUGAAGACGUGGUCGUUUCACCUCGACCUCCUCGAGAAGGGCGACGCGCAGCGCGUCGCCAGCGACCGAGCGGCCGUCGGCGCGCUCCCGACGCCGCAGAUGUCGCGCGACGCGCUGCUCGCCGAGGGCGGCGAGACGGCCUACACGCGCGACGACCAGAUGCCGCUCUACGCCUACGACCGUCGCGCGAUGGACCGCCUGACGACGCUCCGGGCGCUCGCGGCGCUGUACGACGAAGUGACGGCUCUCACGCCGGAGACGGCCUUCGAGUGCGGCUACCUGCGGCGCGAGGCCGCCGCGGACGCCUACGAGGACGAGGUCGACGCGCGGAUCACGGAGCGGCGCGAGGCCCGCCGCGCAAAGCGCGAGGCGGGCUUUGUUGAUGGUGAUGAAGAGGCGAAAGCAACGGCGGCGCGCGCGGCGGCGCUCCAGUUCCUCGACGAGUUCUGCGACGAGUGGGUGCCGCGGCUGACGGCGGGCGACGUGCGCUCCGCGCUGGAGAAGCGCGCGUCGAAGCCGCCUCCCGGCAUGCGCGAGGCGCGCUCAAAAGACGCGGGCGCGGACGCCGACGUCGUCUUCGAGGCGCUCUGGGACUACCGCGACGAGUCGCCCUACAUGAUCCGCGGCGGCGAGCUCGUGUCGCCCGCGAAGAUGGGCGUGCGGCUCCGGGAGCUUCGUGUAUUAGCGGCGGCCGACGCGCGCGAGGAGCUCAAGCGCGACAUCGCCAAGGAGCUCCGCGCCGCGCGGACGAAGUACCCCGAGGAGGACCGGCCCCUGGGCGCGGGGCAGCUGAGCUUGAUGGACGCGGCGCAGGCGAGGGUGGACCGCGCGUCGCGGCCGACGAUGGACGCGCUCGAGUCCAAGCGCGGCGGCGCCGCGCCCGCCGUCGACGCGGCCGCCGCGGAGGCGAAGGCGGCCGCCUAUCCAAACGCCCCCGCCGAUGCGAAGAUCGACGCGAAGGCGGCCGCCGAGGCAAAGGCGGCCGCGGAGGCGAAGGCGGCCGCGGAGGCGAAGGCGGCCGCCGACGCGAAGGCCGCCGCUGAGGCGAAGGCGGCCGCGGAAGCGAAGGCGGCCGCGGAGGCGAAGGCGGCUGCCGAUGCGAAGGCCGCCGCCGACGCGAAGGCCGCCGCGGAGGCUGCGAAGGCCGCCGCCGAUGCGAAGGCCGCUGCGGAGGCGAAGGCCGCCGCGCCCGCGCCAGCGGCCGACUCGGAGGCCGACGCCGCGGAGGCGCGCGCGGCCGCGAUGGAGAAGAUCAAGGCCGCGGCCAAGGCCGCGGCGCUCGCCGAGGCCGCGGCGGACGCCGAGGCCAGCGCCGAGGCCGACGCGGCCGCCGCGGUCGCCGCCGCGGAGGUCAAGGCCGCGGAGGUCGCCCGGGCCGCCGCGGCGGGUAUCUCCGAGGAGCAGCUCCGCGAGGCGAAGCAGGGCUUCAAGGCCGGGCUCGCGGAGGCCGCGUCCAAAAAGGCCGCGGUCGUGGACGCCAUGACGAGCGAUGACGAGUCCGCGGCCGAGGCCGCGCUCGCGGCCGAGGACGAGGCCUUCGCGGCCGAGGCCGCGGCGGCCGCGGCCGUCGACGCGCUCGUGGCCGAGGCCGAGCACCAGGCGGCGGCCAUGGCGGCGCCCGUCGUCGCCGCUGCGGCGCCUGUCGUCGCCGCCGCGGCGCCCGUCGCCGCCGCCGCGGAGCAGGACUUCUCCAAGUGGGCCGCGCAGGUCGAUCCGGCCUCGGGCAACACCUACUACUACCACACGGAGACGCUCGCGACGUCCUGGGUCUGGCCGCCUGAGAAGGCGAUGGCCUCUUGCCCGCGGGCUCAUGAUGGCCUUUGGACCGCGGCGGCGCUGCAGCGGAGCAGCCUCGCGGCGCAGCGGCGCCUCGCGCACAUGGCGGCCGCGCGCGUCGUCGUCGAGUGCGAGGGCGAGAGCGUGCUCGUCAGCGUGGGCCAGCGCACGCUGCAGCGCAAGCGCGGCGAGGCCUUGGAAAAGUGCCUCGCGCGCCUCGGGCCGAAGCCGCCCAAGAAGAAAAAGGGCGCGCCGGCCGCGCCGCCGCCGCCGCCCCCGCGGCUCUUCGACGCGUCCGGCGCGGCACUCGACGGCGCCACGGAGCUCCUCGCGGCCUUCCAGCGAGCCGCCUUCCUCGAGCUCGGCGACGAGAAGCUCGCCGUCGUGCUCAACCCGCCGUCCGUCGCGUCCCUGGACUGCUACGCGGCGCCGACGGUCGGCCGGGAGCUGCGCGCGACCGUCGCGGUCAAGCACUGCGCGCCGGCGGACGUCGCCUGGCGCUGGCGCGUCGGCGACGACGUCGCCUCCGAGGCCGCCGCCUACGUGCCGACGGACGCGCACGUGGGACAACCGGUCACCGUCGAGGCGCGCGCGCCGGGAAGCGACGAACCUAUGACACUCGCCGUCGGCGCCGUCGCCGCGCGGGUCCCGCGGCCCGAGCACGACCGCCGCGUCCGCCAGCUCGGCCCGAAGCCGAAGGAGUGCGUGCGCGUGUUGACCUACAACGUGCUCGCCGACGCGUACCGCCACACGUGGGACGCGGGCAUCCACACGCACUGCCCGCCGGAGAAGACGUUGGCCGAGUACCGCGUGCCGCUCGCCGUCGACGAGGUGUUGGACUUUGCGCCGGACGUCGUCGCGCUGCAGGAGGUCGACGCCAAGUGGUUCGAGCGGCUCUGGAGGCCGCGGACGGCGGGGGUCUACGACGGCUUCCUGACGGUGAAGUCGGGCAAGUCCUUCGAGGGCUCCGCGCUCCUCUGGAAGACGGCCGACUGGCGCGAGGUCGACCGGCGCGAGGUCGCCCUGAGCCGCGGCCGCGACGACGCGGCCUACCCGGAGGCGGUCCUCGCGGCGCCCGUCGCGCGCCUCGUCGACGCGAAGCCGCGCCUCGCGGAGGCGCUCGCGAAGAUCGGGAGCGUGGCCCAGCUCGCGGUGCUCGAGAACAACGCCGACGGCAGGCGUCUCAUCGUCGCGAACACGCACCUCUUCUUCGCGGGCCGCGCGACGCACGUGCGCGUCGUGCUCUUGGCGAGCGUGUUGCGCGCGGCGAAGGAGCUGAAGGAGCGGCACGGCGGCGACGUCGUGCUCUGCGGCGACCUGAACGCGGAGGCCCACGACGGCGCGCUGCGUUUGUUGCUGGACGGCACCGUCCCCGCGGACCACCUGGACUGGAUCAUCGGCGACACGUUCUCGUGGGGCUACGCGUCGUCGCGGAAGGCGCGCGCGCGCGCGAUCGCGGCCUUCGGCGGCGCGGACGCCGGCGCCGUCGACGACGUCGACGCGUGCGUCGCGGCGCGCGCGUCGGAGACCCCGUUCGCGGCGGCGCUCGACGCCUUCGCCGAAUCUCAAGCGAGCGACGCGGCCGCGGAGCGGCGGACGCGCGCCGCCGCGAGCCUGCGCAAGGUGCUGCGCGAGGGCGUCGAGGGCGAGGACGUGCGGGCGGCUCUCGAGUGCGGCGAGACCUACAAGACGUCGCCCCUGGUCGCGCUGUUCCAGCUGCGCGCGGACGCGGGCCUGCGCCGCGACGACGGCGAGCUCGCGCUCCUCGACGAGGAGAUCCCGCAGGCGGAGGCGGCCAUCGAGGCCCUGUAUCAGGCCGCGGAGGCGGCCAAGGCCGAGGCCCACGAGGCGCAGCGCGCGCUCGUCGCCGCCGCGGAGGACGACCCGGCGGAGACGCCCGUGGGCGCCGGGCUCCGGGUCGACAGCGCGCUCGGCGCGCUGAACUCGGCGUACCCGGAGGACGAGCCCUACACGAACCUCGCCGACGGCUACGUCGCGACGCUCGACUGGAUUCUGGGCGACGGGCGCUUCGCGGCGCGGAACGUCGCGGCGCUGCCGGACCUCGCGGCGACGCGGGCGGCCCACACGGCCCUCCCCGCCGCGCCCUUCCCGAGCGACCACGUCUCCCUCGUCGCGGACGUGUCCUGGGACUAA
This is a messenger RNA of Aureococcus anophagefferens, 6240 nucleotides long. RefSeq lists its product as hypothetical. Gene Ontology annotation, biological process: nuclear-transcribed mRNA catabolic process, deadenylation-dependent decay. Gene Ontology annotation, cellular component: mitochondrion. The transcript is spliced from 4 exons. NCBI's taxonomy places the organism in Eukaryota, Pelagophyceae, Pelagomonadales, Pelagomonadaceae. Gene Ontology annotation, molecular function: 3'-5'-RNA exonuclease activity; protein binding. The coding region runs from base 1 to 6240 and encodes 2079 amino acids. The record is from RefSeq and is a predicted model, not a curated record.